Messenger RNA from Sphaeramia orbicularis (orbiculate cardinalfish), 4968 nucleotides. RefSeq names its product interferon alpha/beta receptor 1b-like. The transcript has 8 exons. Gene Ontology annotation, cellular component: plasma membrane. Gene Ontology annotation, biological process: cytokine-mediated signaling pathway. NCBI's taxonomy places the organism in Eukaryota, Metazoa, Chordata, Actinopteri, Kurtiformes, Apogonidae. The record is from RefSeq and is a predicted model, not a curated record. Gene Ontology annotation, molecular function: interferon receptor activity; protein binding. Bases 138 to 1364 code for a protein of 408 amino acids.
AGACGAGGAAGAAGAAGACGCGGAAACUGUUCGUCCGUGUGAAUCGUGCCAGAACGUGCUAUCUUCCAGAACGAUGAGUACAUGAAGACCAGUGUGUGGAGAAGGUCAGCCGUCUGUACCUCACCUGAAAUCCAACCAUGGCCGCUGCUUUUUCCGUCUUUUUUCUGUUCUUGUGCCUGCGGACCAGCUUCGCUGAAGAGGAGCUGCUCCCCCCACAGAACGUGACCAUCAUCAGCUUAAACACCAACUACACCCUGAGCUGGGCCUGGGACCGGAGAGCUGCACAGAGUCACAAUGUUACCUUCACUGCACAGUAUAUGGGGAAGUUCCGCAUGAAGAAGGCUCCGAAAUGGCGCACAGCGUGUGAGCAGACAUCACUCAUGUCAUGUGACCUCACCAAGUUGAACCUUCACUACUUUGCCAUAUAUGCGAUUCGUGUACGAGCCAAUGUGAAGGACUGGCACUCGACGUGGGAAAUGAAGUAUUUCCACCCACUUCAAGAUGCUGCUGUGGGUCCUCCAUCCAAAGUGGAUGUUGAUGUAAUUGGAGGUGACCUGGAAGUUUACAUCUCAGAUCCUUUGACCAGCCAAAACACCUCCAUGAAGGACAUCAUUGACAAAUUGUACUUCCACAUCAUGUACUGGGAACGCUCUGCAGACCCACAGGCCUUACAGUACCAGACACUGAACACCAACGCCAAUGUCGUGACUCUGCCCAACCUGACGCCUUGGACGUGGUACUGCGUGAGGGUCCAGUCACGCUCGGACGCUGAAAACAAGCUCAGUACUUUUACCUCACCACUCUGCCUGCAGACUGAAGGUGCUACUCCAUGGUGGCAGAUCGUUUUGUACUUCCUGCUUUCUCUGGUGAUCUGUUUCCUGAUUGUGUCAUUCGCUCUAUAUGGACCCUUUUGGUGCUACAAGAUCUUUAAGUCAACAUUUUACCCGACCGUCCAGCUGCCGUCAUACCUUGAUUACAUUUGUGAUUCUCCUCAGUCCGAUAUGCCUAAGCUCCUCACUCCGGAUUCUAAAUCAGAGCUGGUGUGUGAUAGAGUGACGGUCUGUGCAGAGCCAGCUCUCCUGGAAAUCCACAGUCCUCCACCCGAGGAGCGCUUCGUCAACUACUCAGGGUUUGAGCCGGACAGCAGUGGCAGACACAGUCGCCAGAGCAGUGGUGGCAGUGGGGACUCUGGAGUUUACUCCACAAAGAGCAGCUCUGGCCUGAAGCAGAUCUCCAGCUGCCAGUCUGAGGAGUCCUGGCAGACCCCAUGUGACCCAGAGCUCGUGAAGCUGCGUGAUGUGGAUCCAGGUCUAGAGAGUCGCCGUCUGAUCAUAGACGAAGGCAUUGUAGACAUGUCGGUGUGAAAGCGUGUCCUGGAAGACCCCCAGCAGGCUUCAGAUCAGAUUUCUGAACAGAAAGAAUGAAUGAAGGGAAUAAGUGCAGUGUGCUUCUCCUCCUGUGAGAGGAGGUGUCGCGUUGUGUACAAACAGACUCACCUGAUAUUUAGGUGACACUUUCCACUCGCAUCUGAACGUGCAGAUUGUGAACCUUUUAUUUUGGUGCCAACCAGGACUCCUGGUAACGCUGACUUAAAUACUGUACAUUCCCCUCCGCUGUCGUCUUAAUCCUGCAUUCAUGAUGCAAGCGGUCAGUGUGAGAGUGUGACAUAAAGAUCAGCCAAUGGGGCGGAGUUUUUCUGAGCAGCUUAUUCUCUGCAGCUACAAGAUAACAUGUAGAAAGCAUUAGCUGAACAUACCCUGAAGGCAAAUGUACAGAAUACAGUAUAGCAAGUGGGAGCUCUCACACUGGACUGGUUGUCAGUAGCAGGCCUUCAGGAUCCUAAGGGGGCCAAAAGUUUGGAUCAAAUCCCAAACAAACCUGUGGAUUGCUACCUAAACCCAACUUGCAUUAAAUUCAUGAACACUCAACAUUUGAGGAAACAGCUCAAACAGACCUGCUGAUGAUUCAUUCUGAACCCAAAUGAAGGGGGACCAAGUCUUUGCCAUAAGACUCAGCAGCAGCUUUAGGCCUUUGCCUGUGAAACAUCGGAAUCAUUGUAAUCACACAUGAAAAGUGAGAGAGAAUAGACUUGAAGUGCACAUUACGCAACUUAUUUAUCUGUUUUUUCUCAUCGUGUCCGCAAGCAGUUAUUUCAGGCAGAAGAUCGUAAUGAGCUAACGCUGUGGAAAUGUUUUAAGCUUUUUCUCUGUGGAAGUGACCGAAUAUAAGCUGUGGUUCUAGGGACAAUAUUUCUUCAACCCACUUAAAAUCAUCCUAAUUACACGUUCCAUUUUAAAUAGUUACAUGGAGGCAUUACACAGAAUCAUGCUUUAUGCUGGAAAUAUAAAUGUUUUUUUUCCCCUUUAGGUUCAGCCAUCAUUCAGCUUUGUAUUUCAAUACUUCUUAAUAUUUCGAAAUUAUUCAGCCAUUAUUCAAAGUUCAAACGCUUAAAGAUACCCAGAUGUAUGUUAUGUUUCCUUGCACUGCACCUUAUUUUUAUGGUGUUUUUAUGAAGGAGUUCCACCAUCAGCAGCUGCCAAACAGCUUUUAGGUGCAUUACCGCCACCUUCUGCCCGUAGGAAUGCAUAAUUUAUUGCCAUGUGCCAGUAAAUACUUCCCUUCUCAAGUAUUUGAUUUUGUAAUUUAAUAACUAUUGAUAAAUUUUUAAAUCAUGAUCCUGCCUUUAUUUAAGCAACAAUAGACCCUUUAGGAGACUUUUUUGCUCGUAUAUUCACAAGUGUUCAAGUGUUCCUGAAAGCUAUUUCCAAAGAGUUAACAUAAUCUUACUCAUAGGAGGUGCUCUGCUGGAAUAAUCCUGACAUUGAGCAACUAUUUCCAUCUGCUUUCAGUUGCAUCCCACACUGUUUCUCUACUAAUGAAGUGUGUCACCUCUAGUUUUAUGUAUCCUGAUCUACAGUGGUGGAAAAAAGUUUUUGGACACCCCAUGCUUUUGUGAUAUUUUACAUUAAGAAUCACUCUUAAAUAAGCCAUUGAACUCUGUCUAGUAUUGGUCAUGUGGUCCCUUUUCCACAAGAAUUGUUCUGUCGAGGUCAAAAUCUAAAGAAUUUACAGUAGUUUUGCUUUUUUUUUUUUCUCAACAAUAAAGAAAAAAUAUUCGUCUAAUAUUUGUCUGUGUCUCUCCGAUGCAGCCACAUCUUUUGAAACGCACAAAAAAAAAAAUUUCGCAAACAUUUCAUGAUGCUAUUUGAGAUAGUGUAAAAUUUUAAGGGUGUCUGAAAACAUUUUUUUCCAUUGCUGUAUCUUGACACUUCAUUAGCACUGGCACUAAAAUCCAAACCUUGGAAAUGAUGCAGUGACAUUUGCCCGUUUUUUACCAUAAAAAGUCAAAAUGCCAACUGUGAAAAUAGCUGUUUAGACAAAAAAGUAAGGUUUUGGAUUCUACCUCCACCUCUGCCAAAAUGUUCCUUUUUGAGUGGACUGUUAAGGUUUAGGCCAACCCUCUGAACUGUCUCAGAUGAUUGAGGUGUUUUAUAUUAGAUGUUUUAUUCUGAUUGGGCUGUAAUUCUUUAGUGGAUUAUUAUGAACCGAUUGGAAGGUCAUGGGACUGAUGUGUUAGAUUGAAAUAAUGAACCCAAAAACAUUACAUCUCUAGUCCUACAGAGGCAUAAGAGUGCCAAAUGUAAUGUACAGGAGGCAUAUGUUAAUGCAGAAAUGCUACACACAGUGUGUGUAGGGGCUGCUACCAAAAUGCAAAAUGUAACUGAUGAUAAAAACAAUUGUGAUUAUUAUUAUUAUUAUUAUUUUUUUUUUUAUUCUUUUUGUUUACUGUGAAAAGUUGAGUCGUGCUUUUCAGGGUACAUUUGUUCUGAAUAAUGUCAGGAUUUUUUUCUCUUCAUUCACGGGCAUGAAUAUAAAUGGCCCAUGGCAAUCUGCUUUGCCGUCAAGCUUAAAAUAUUUAUCUAAAUACUGAAAAACAGGGAAGGAGAUGAGAGCUGCUUAUUUUCUACCACUGUGUCCUGACUGGGAACAGUGCACCCUUUACACAUGUGAAUUUGGAUUAAUAUUACAGUCAUGUACAUAUUAAAAAAAACUGCACUGUUUGUCUACGGCAGUGCUGGUCAUUGCCACGUAUGGCCCUACUGAUGUAAACCUUUAAAAUAGAUCUAUUGUCUAAAAAUGUCUUUGUCCAUUUGAAAAAGUGAAACAGAAGAUUCCACCUUUUAAAGGAGGGAUUUUUCAGGAUGUACACCGAUCUGAAUCCAUAAAGUGCUGAAAUUACAUUGCAAAAAGAGAUUUUUUCAGUUGAUUUCUCAUUUUGAGUGUCAUUGUUUUCUUUUGUUUUCUUUUUUUUUUUGUCCGAAAGAGUACUUUAGAAUUGCUGUUUAUGGUUGAAUCACUUACCUUAACUUUUAGCACUGAUGUGUGUUCAUUCUUGUUAAAAAGUUCAUGUUUGAGAGCAUCUCAAUCCUUUGUUUAUGGUUCUUAUAGAAUCUUUGUGUCAUUUGCUGUUUUUUUUUUUUGUUUUUUUUUUUAAUAUCUGUUUUAAAUCGUGCUUCUUGUCUGAUUGUAUCACGUUAGGUUGCACUCGCACUUGGUAUUAUUGCAUUUAUUGAAUUCAACCUAGAAAAAAAGAUGAUCUUCGCUCCGUGUACAGCAUAUUCCACAGCUUCCAUCUGCUUCAUCUAAACAGAUAGAGACUGCUUUUUAACCUGAACAGGAUCUGAAUAUAAAUCUGAUAAGUGGAAAACGAUCAGAUAAAUGUGUCGGUGUGCGUUUGUUGUGUUUAUGCUCAGUUCACGUAACAUAUUGAACUCAACACUUAAAGUUGUGUUUCUUUUUCCUAGUCAGAAACUUCCAUCUGCUUUAAUGCCUUAACAUCCUAUCACUGUUUGUUGUGAUGUGUGUAGAAGCUGUAAAUAAGCAUAUUGUGAGGAAAUGUACACAAAGCAUCUGCAGCACUCAUGUUAAUGGACAAUCACUGAAAUUAAAGGAUCUCCGAUGUCAAAA